CGUAUGCAAGAUAAAGUGACUGAAAUCGACCCAGAUCAGAAAUUUGUAUUUUUGCAUUGUAUUAUACAUCAGCAUGUGUUGUGCAAGUCAGUGCUAAAAAUGAACCAUGUUAUUGAUGUUGUAACUAAAAUAGUUAACUUCAUCAGGGCACGAGCAUUGAAUCACAGACAGUUUGUUUCACUUUUGGAGGAGCAUGAGACUGAACAUAGUGACAUUGGCUACCACACAGCUGUCAGAUGGCUCAGCCUGGGCAAAAUGCUAAAAAGAUUAUGGGAGCUGAAAGCAGAGAUUCGAGAGUUCUACAAGAAGAAAGGCAAGGACAUCCCAGAGCUCUCAGAUGAGGACUGGAUGGCCGAUUUUGCAUUUGCUGUUGAUGUGACUGCACUGAUGAAUGAACUGAACACCAAACUGCAAGGCAAGGGCCUUUUUGUUCAUGAAAUGCACAGCCUGGUGAAGGCUUUCAUGAGAAAGUCGCAGUUUCUUUCAAGCCAACUGGACAGCAACAAUCUCACUCACAUGCAAACCCUGAAAGAAGUCACACCAUCAGCUGAUUACCUCCGCAGGUACUCAUCCAAGCUAGGAGCACUGCAUGGUGAGUUUUCAAGGCGAUUUGAAGAUCUCAGAAUGAUCGAGGAUGAAAUGCACAUGAUUUCCUCUCCCUUUACCUGCAGUGUGGCUGAUGCACCCAGUGAUGUUCAGCUGGAACUCAUUGACCUGCAGUCUGAUGCGGUACUGGCAGAGCACUUUAAGUCAGGAUCACUGCUGGAUUUUUACUCUUCUCUCAAGGAGGAGAACUUUCCAAACAUAAGGAGACAUGCUCAGAAGAUGUUGGUUCUCUUUGGCUCUACCUACAUAUGUGAACAAACAUUCUCAGUGAUGAAGUUUACAAAAUCCAGGUAUAGAUCCUCUCUCACUGAUGAUCAUCUGGCAGCUGUGCUUCGCAUCUCCACCUCAGACAUUCAACCUGACUUUGAUGCACUUGUGAAAGCCCAACAGAGACUAGAUUUCUCUCACUGA
This is a messenger RNA of Anoplopoma fimbria (sablefish), 1017 nucleotides long. RefSeq names its product general transcription factor II-I repeat domain-containing protein 2B-like. Gene Ontology annotation, molecular function: protein dimerization activity. The annotation marks the transcript as partial. Lineage: Eukaryota; Metazoa; Chordata; Actinopteri; Perciformes; Anoplopomatidae. The transcript has a single exon. The record is from RefSeq and is a predicted model, not a curated record.